This is a messenger RNA of Octopus bimaculoides (California two-spot octopus), 1824 nucleotides long. RefSeq names its product ubiquitin-associated protein 2. The record is from RefSeq and is a predicted model, not a curated record. Lineage: Eukaryota; Metazoa; Mollusca; Cephalopoda; Octopoda; Octopodidae.
UUCCCUUUUUUUUUUUCAUGUUUCUUUGCAGGUUUUGUAUAUAAGUGUUGUAUAUAAUAAGUGUGUAUGAUGAAUACAGCCUUGAGCACUUCGCGUGCCAACAGUAGGAAUAGCAAGGAUAAGUCAGCUAAAACUGCAACACAGGCACAUAACACAAUGAAAAUUGAUGGCCCCCCCAAAGUACAACCAACCCAGGAGCAAAUCCGUAUUGCUCAAAUGAUUGAAGACAGAACAGAAAAUGAAGAUCGUGCUAAUCGUAAGAUUGAAAAAAUUGAACAGGUAAUGGAAGCCUCUGGCAAAACCUAUGAUGAGGCUGCUGUGGCUUUACACGAUGCCGAAUUUGAUCCCGAGAAAGCCGUCAUCAUGCUGCUAGAAGGUGAAAAUGACCAAGGUGAGUGGAAAGAGUCUGGAAAGAAAAAGAAACGCACCAAUACUGCUGCUGCCUCCACUCCCAAGUCAGAACCUGUCUCCAAUCAUAUUUCUGAAAACAGAUCAGAGAUUCGGGAACGUAGUAAAGAUUGUGAACAUCGCACAGCUGACAGAGCUGAGUUUGGACAUAGGCGUGCACGACGCACUGGACCUGUUGCACCAAGACAUGCACGUUCCAGAGGAAGAGACAGAAGUGACUUCCGAGAAAACAAAGAAAAUGAAGAUGAAAGUAAUGAAGAUGGUGGCAGAGAACGUAACUUUGGAAGAGGUCGAGGAAGAGGAGUAGGUCGGCGUGGACGUGGACCACGAAGUUUUCGAAAUCAGAGGUUUGAUAAAGGUCCACAAAUUGACACUUGGACCAACGAGACUGCUGAAAAUGCUGAGAAGGAAAAUUCAACUUGGAAUGAUACCUUAUCUCCAGAGGAUUGGAAUGAUGACAGUUGGACUGGAAGUGUAAGUAAACUGUUGCAAUGUCUUUUUUUAUAGUUUUUUCCUUUUUUUUUUCUUUUUCUUUUUUAGUUUCCGUUAGUUAUUUUAAUUCUUUGAAAUGGCUUUGCUUUUUAGUUGUCAUUUUCAUUGUUCUAUCUCUGCACAGGUUUUUGUCAUGGUUUAAUUUGCUUGCCUUACAGUGGGUGUUGCUAUAAGAUUAGAUCAGCACAUAGGCAAAUAGAUUAUCAACCCUAAUUACAGAAUACCUACUCAAAAAUGUUUCAAUAUUAGGUUAUAACAAUUGGGAAUUGACAUUAUUUCUUAACUUGGUGGCAUAAUUUGCUGAAUCAACAACUGCAGUUCUUCAGUUAUUUCUGAUUGCCUUAAACUCUUUAUUGACACUUCAUGUAUCAAUAUUUAGGAAAUAUAUACAUUAGUAUUCUGCUAUAUAUUGGUUUCGCACAUUGACAUAAAGCCGAUAAUUUUAUGAGUGGGAGUUAGUCAGGUAUAUUGACCCCAGUGCUCAACUGGUACUUAUCUUAUCAACCCUGAAAGGAUGAAAAAGUAAAGUCAACCUGGAUAGAAUUUAAACUCAAAACAUAGACAAAAUGCCACUAAGCAUUUUGUCUGGCAUGCUAAUGAUUCUGCUAGCUUGCUGCCUAAUAUGCUGCUAUACAUUGUUUUAAGUUAUUCAUUUAAUAUUUAAUACUCUUAGCAAGCAUACUUCUUCAUUGUUUCACUUAAAUGUAAUCAAUGGUGUUUACCUGACUGGUUUUAUUUGUCUCUGAUAUAGUGUUGUUUAAACUGCUUCUAAGUGCGGAAUUACAGAAUUGACAUAUUACACUUCUAUUGAAUAAGGAAUUGCAACAUUGUGCAAAUAUAUCAAAUAAAUUUGCAAAUCAUUUAUUUUUAAAUGCUUUGAAUUUACAUUUUAUUUGGCUUUCAUUGGUAUUUAAUAUUUUUGUU